UGCAGGCACUACUUGGCUAUUUCAUUUAUAAACAGCGCCUCAUGAGUCGGGUCACACAAAGUCGUGUAAAGCAAGUCCCAUCUCCAACCACGCAACGCUGCAGUUCCCGGGUCUCCAAUACCGGGCGCACGCGCGUCGCCGCAAGGCAGGUCGGGACAGGAUGAAUUGAGCCGCAGUGUUAACGCGGUUUCCCGGGUCGCACACUACGUCACUGGCACAGUUGACGCGUCGCUUAGCAACAAGGGUGAGCGUGUGCCGUGGUUGUCUUGGUGACGGCGAUAAACAAAGUGCACCUAUCUUCUGCACCGCGGCGCUCGGACACGCUGUUCGCACUUGGUGGUUACGUUUAGCGACAUCUCUCCAAUCUUGAAGAUGGUGAUUGAGAGCAGCAGCAACAAGGCGGCCCAGGCCGAGAGCCCUAAGAACAAGAGCAAAGCACCUGCGUCUUCCGAGGGAUUCACUGUCAAAGCCUUCAUGAAGAAUUCCACUGCAACUAAGGAGAAAAUUGUUUCAGGUAACAGCAAGGUGAGAGGUCCCCCUGCAGCAGGAGCAUUCAAAGAACGACCUGCAAAGCCAACGGCUUUUCGCAAGUUUUAUGAGCGAGGAGACUUCCCGAUUGCCCUUGAGCACGAUACGAAAGGAAACAAAAUAGCCUGGAAGGUAGAGAUUGAGAAAUUGGAUUAUCAUCACUACUUGCCUCUGUUCUUUGAUGGUCUGUGUGAAACGACACAUCCCUAUGAGUUUUUUGCACGCCAAGGAGUCCAUGACAUGCUAGAGCAUGGAGGACCAAAGAUUCUUCCUGUCAUCCCGCAGCUCAUUAUACCCAUAAAAAAUGCUUUGAAUAUCCGUAAUCGGCAAGUAAUAUGCACCACCCUUAAAGUACUUCAGCACCUGGUUGUCUCUGCUGAAAUGGUGGGUGAAGCUCUCGUACCGUACUACCGCCAGAUUCUCCCAAUUCUCAACAUCUUCAAAAACAUAAACGAUCUCAGUCAUACUAAUCUGACGCUGCUAAUGUACUGCAUCCUGGUAAAACCAGAGAAGGUUCAAAGGUGCGGGCAUUGGGAUUUGAACUCUGGAGAUGGCAUUGACUACAGCCAGCAAAAACGUGAAAACAUUGGAGACUUGAUUCAAGAAACACUAGAAGCCUUUGAACGUCACGGAGGAGAAGAUGCUUUCAUCAAUAUAAAAUACAUGGUCCCUACCUAUGAAUCCUGUUUGCUAAACUAGAUUAAAACUGAAAAAGUGAACAGAUAGGAAUGUCUUCUCUUUACUUCCGAAACUGUACACCCAUUUCUGUUAUUUAUGCCUUUUUUUUCUUCACAGCUGCUAAAAUGAGAUCUUCUGGGCCAUUUGACUGUUAGUACUAUUGUGCACCAGGCUAUGGAAUACAUAAACACUGACUGUUUCAUACAUUACAAUGGUGUACUGUGCUUUUUUGUACCAUGAAAGAAUACCCUCUUUAUGGCCGCGCUGACUGAAAUGAGAGUCAGAGUUAAGACUUCACUUGUACAGACAAUAAAACUAUAAUUUUCAUAUGCAAUUCAGCAAUUGCUGCUCCGAGUUCUGUAGCCCUAAGGGUGAUGUCAGAGGUUUUAAUGAGGGUUCGCUCUGACUGCUUAAUAGGUGUUUGUCAUGGAAAACAACUAGCAGUUCAGCUGUGACUUUUCUGCAGCUGUGCAGUAUAAAGUCCUGUUGCAUAGUAAACCACUUCAUUUAUGGUAUACAGUAAGUAACAGUGACAUUUUAGACAGCAAAUACUAAAGUUGUCAUGCAGUAUAAUGGAUUUGUUUUAUACUACGGUUGCAUAGACAUCAUAUGUAUACUCAUAUUAACUCUGGUAGGUAUUUUCAUCUCUUUGAAUUCAGAAUUCCCAUGGAUUUGCUUACAGAUCUAUCAGUUAGCAUGGAUGUUUUAUAAUAAAGGGAUUGCAUCUG
Messenger RNA from Hyla sarda, 1934 nucleotides. RefSeq names its product parkin coregulated (gene PACRG). The record is from RefSeq and is a predicted model, not a curated record. The transcript is spliced from 7 exons. Gene Ontology annotation, cellular component: cytosol; neuron projection; vesicle. The coding region runs from base 373 to 1227 and encodes 284 amino acids. NCBI's taxonomy places the organism in Eukaryota, Metazoa, Chordata, Amphibia, Anura, Hylidae. Gene Ontology annotation, molecular function: Hsp90 protein binding; Hsp70 protein binding.